AUGACACGAAAGCUUGUAGUUGCACGCAUGCCCAUGGCCAGUACAGAGGCCAAGGAGACUUUCAUCAAAUUUCUAAGCGAUGCAUCCGACUAUGCCCUCGAGAACGAGCCAGGAAUCAAGAAAUAUGCCAUCUGCUUGCCCCGGGACGAACCAGACAGUAAUGUGGUCUACGCAGUUGAGGAGUACCAAGACGAAGCCACUUUCGACUCGCACAUGGCCACCGACGGCGUGAAGAGAAUGAUGAGUUGGAUCUCUAGCGGGUCACGAUUCGAUGGUACCCCGGAAAUCAACCAGCUCGCCAUGAUUGACGGCUUCCACUUCUCCAGGCCGCAGGUCAAUUCUGCUAAAGACCCCCACGUCCUCUUUGCCGACCUGAGCUACCACCCAGCCGGCGUCGUGAAGGCCCUGCCUUACUGGCAGGCUGUUGUGGACACGGGACGGAAUGACGAGCCUGGCACUUGGGUUUACGCUGUGAACAAGGACCCGACCAACGAGAACCGUAUCUGCGUGCUUGAGACAUAUGAGACACCAGAGUACUUGACCGAAGUGCACGUGCCAAGUCAUGCGAUACAGGAAAGCAUCAAGAACACAAAGGACCUUCGGACCGGGUUGAAGCACACGAAGCUCAAGCUCGUCAAGGGCUUCCUGCAUAGAGAUUAGAUGUUGGAUCUGGACUUUGAACCUGAAUGAGACACACGGAUUAUGCGC
Molecule: messenger RNA, 708 nt
Organism: Microdochium trichocladiopsis
Lineage: Eukaryota; Fungi; Ascomycota; Sordariomycetes; Xylariales; Microdochiaceae
Exons: 3
Coding region: 1-660 (219 amino acids)
Source: RefSeq, a predicted model, not a curated record